AUGCGCCGCGCCCGGUCUCAAGCCAACCAGGACGGUUUCCAGGGUGUGCCCCGCCCACCCGAGGGAACGGCGGCCGGCCAUUGGGUGUCGGAGCCACAGGCCACGGCUGAGCGAUACUUGUGUCACCACGCCGCCAACGGGGUGCACUGUUCAUCUGCACUAUGCAUUAACCUGACCUCCCCAAAGGCAGAAACACCUGCUCAACUAGAAAGAUCAACUCUUCUUCUUCCAGUGCCAGCCAUGGAAACUCCUUAG
Rangifer tarandus platyrhynchus (Svalbard reindeer) is the source of this 255-nucleotide messenger RNA. NCBI's taxonomy places the organism in Eukaryota, Metazoa, Chordata, Mammalia, Artiodactyla, Cervidae. The record is from the annotation of a GenBank genome assembly.